CUUUCAUACUAUUUAAAUUAGUUUCUUCCAUCAAUCUUUGAGUACCAUGUCUUCUUCUAGUGUUGCCACUUCUUCAGUAAGAACUCAUGAGCAUCAAGUAGUUUCGAAUCACAUGUUCUCGUCAAAUGCACACAAAAGCAUUUGGACAUCAUUGUGGGAAAAUUUUGUGUCCGUCAUCCCUGAUCGGGUAAAUCAGACACCAAAUUUUGAUGGAUACAAGCCUUUAGUGGAAGCAAUAAAGGAAGAUGACUGGGAUGAGGCAAAUGAAUACCUCAAGAACCAUAAAAAGGACAUUAAAGAAAUUUUUGCAGCAAGGGAUUCAAAGAAAGAAAUUCACAUGAUUUUUAAUGCGGCUGCAAUACGAGAGGAGUGUAUGUUCGUGGAAGAGUUUAUUGAACUGGUGCCAUCAGACGCGCUUGAGUUUGUUGAUCCAGAGACCGCAAUAACAGUGCUGCACAUGGCUGCAAUGGUUGGAAACAAUACAAUUGUUAAGGCAUUGGUCAAGAAAAAUCCCAAUUUGCCACAAAUUCGUAGCAGCGAUAUUCCUCCGGUUGUGCCGCUUACUUAUGCUGCGAUGAAAGCUUCAGAUUUGCAAAAGGAGACAGUUGAGUUUCUUUACUCUGUAACUAGAGACGAGGACCCAAGUCCAUUCUCUGGUAUUCUUGGUUCUGUACUAUUAAGCGGUUUAAUACAAGCAAAUGCAUACGGUAUUGCAUUAUCUAUUCUCGGGAGGCAUCCAGAGUUGGUGGGUGAUAUGUAUAGCAGUAAGCCACUAGAAAUGAUUGUGGAAAGACCCUUUGCGUUUUUGACUGGAGCUGAGCUAACAUGGUGGGAACGCUUCAUCUAUUCGUUAAUUCCAGUGCAUGCGGAUGGCCCUUAUGACUAUGCCAUAAGAGGGGAUAGGGAAAAUAAUUUGGCAACUUCAAAAGGCACAACAAAAGAUGAAGAGAACCCUCCAGAAACUUCAACAGUCUCCUCAAAACUUGAAGGCUCUUCGAGUAAUACUGAUGAAAGAACCAUCACCAAGUAUUUCAUGCCAUAUUUUUUGCGAGUACCACGAAUCGCACAACUAUAUAACCAAAAGUUGAUGCACAAACAAGCGGUUGCUUUGGUUAAAUAUGUAUUAGCAGUCUAUGGGCAAAAAAAGGAUGAUACAGAAAUCAUAACCGGCCUUUUCAUCAAUCCCAGUAUCUUGGAAACGGCUAUAAAAUACGGAACUACAGAAUUUGUAUUGGAGUGUCUUCAUGUAUUUCCUAUGUUAUGCGGGGGUGACCAUGGAGAAAAACUGAUAAGAAUGGUUAUUACGGAGCGAAAUGAAAAGGUAUUUAGUUACAUAUGCCAAAUCAAGAAAAGACAUUACCCAUUAGACAGACUUCCGACGCUUGAUGAAAGAGAUAACAGUAUCCUACAUCACACUGCAAAGCUAGCUCCUAAUCGUCGACUCAAUUCCGUUUCAGGCGCAGCGCUUCAGAUGCAAAGAGAAAUGCAAUGGUUCAAGGGGGUGGCAGAUACUAUGAUACAGAAAGCUCGGUAUAUACGGAACAAGGAUGGGGAUACAGCUCAGUUUCUAUUAACAGAUCAACACAAAGACUUAAUGGAGAAAGGUGAAAAGUGGAUGAAAGAUACGUCAGGGUCGUGCAUGGUUGUCGCAACUCUGAUAGCUACUGUAGCAUUUGCAGCUGCAUUUACUGUGCCCGGUGGUAACAUAAGUGACACUAGUAAAACCAAUAACGGUGUCCCAAUUUUCUUGGAGAAGACAUCAUUUAUUGUCUUUGUGGUAGCAGAUUCUUUGGCUCUCUUAUCUUCCAUCACAUCUGUACUUAUGUUUCUAGCAAUCCUGACUUCGCGUUAUUCAGAAGAGGAUUUUCUGAAAUCCUUACCACUAAAACUCAUAAUAGGUCUUGCAACUCUCUUUAUAUCAAUGGCCACCAUACUUAUUUCUUUUGGAGCAGCGGUUUCUAUUGUUCUUAGUGAUCGAUAUUCUCGGGAUGCAAUUCCAAUAACGUUGUGCGGUUGUAUUCCUGUACUGUUAUUUGCUUUUCUGCAGCUUCCACUGUUUGUCGAAAUGAUACGUUCUACUUAUUGGCCUAUCACCUUUGGAGAAAAGAGCCGGAAUACUAUUAAGAAGAAACCUAAGAAACGGAAACUGAAUUAGAUAUGUGAAGCAAGAAAAUGGGUGGCUGGAUGUUUUGGUUUACUUAAUGGCCUAACACCGUAUCUGAGAGGUCAUUAUCCGGCGGUAUGCACAUGUGCAACAGUGGAAACAGUUGUGUUAAUUGACGUUCAAAUAUAUGUAUCUACCCGAUUGUAUAUCCUAAUGGGCAUAAAAAAAAUGUAUACCCUAAUGGGUUAUUUGGCUUUUGGUACUUAGGUUUUGACCAGAAACUGACUUUAGUCUAACAUUUGUCUAAGCUUUCUUUUUGGUCUAAACUAAAGACCAAUGUUGACCUGUGUUGACCAUGU
Molecule: messenger RNA, 2463 nt
Organism: Papaver somniferum (opium poppy)
Lineage: Eukaryota; Viridiplantae; Streptophyta; Magnoliopsida; Ranunculales; Papaveraceae
Exons: 6
Coding region: 47-2155 (702 amino acids)
Source: RefSeq, a predicted model, not a curated record